Metarhizium album ARSEF 1941 is the source of this 1293-nucleotide messenger RNA. RefSeq names its product Phosphotyrosyl phosphatase activator, PTPA. Gene Ontology annotation, molecular function: protein tyrosine phosphatase activator activity; peptidyl-prolyl cis-trans isomerase activity. Gene Ontology annotation, cellular component: nucleus; cytoplasm; protein phosphatase type 2A complex. The transcript has a single exon. Bases 1 to 1293 code for a protein of 430 amino acids. Gene Ontology annotation, biological process: mitotic spindle organization. NCBI's taxonomy places the organism in Eukaryota, Fungi, Ascomycota, Sordariomycetes, Hypocreales, Clavicipitaceae. The record is from RefSeq and is a predicted model, not a curated record.
AUGUCCUCGCCGCAGCCCUCACCAUCACCGGCGCUCUUACACAACACUGCAUCUGUCAUUCCAGAUCUCAAGGAUAGGAUUCCAAAGCUCGAGCCCCGCCGACGACGACCAGAAGCUGCAAACCCAACUCCCGUUCCCGAGACUCCCGCCCUUCCUUCGCCCCCCGAUACUUCCAGCUGGACUUUUGUCGUCCCCAGGAGGAGAAUCCUGUCCAAAGAGGACCACGAAACCUUUCUCGCCUCGCCUACGCAGAGCCUGAUUAAAGCAUGGAUAUUUGGGCUUGCCGAGAGUGUGGCUGACGUGCCUUGUUCGGCUGUUGAGAGCAAAGAUGUCGGCGACACGGUUAAGGCCAUCUUGAAUAUUCUGGGCGAAGCAGAGGAGCUUGUUGCCAAAUGCCCGCCCGAUGAACAAGGCGGUUCUCGAUUCGGAAACAAAGCUUUCCGAGGAUUCCUGGACCUCGUGUCUAAGAACUGUCCCAGGUGGCAUAACACCUUGGGUAUCGACAAGGAAGAGGCCGUUGCAGAAGUGUCAACCUAUCUUGAUCAAUCGUUUGGAAACCGUGUUCGCAUUGACUAUGGAUCCGGCCAUGAGCUCAACUUCAUGAUGUGGCUGCUCUGCUUAUAUCAGCUGGGUCUCCUGCAGAAGAACGACUUCAAGGCCGUGACCCUAACCGUUUUUUCAAAGUACUUGUCCUUGAUGCGCACAAUCCAAAUGACAUACUAUCUCGAACCUGCAGGCUCCCAUGGCGUGUGGGGACUCGAUGACUACCAGUUUCUUCCGUUUCUCUUUGGCGCAUCUCAGCUACUACAUCACCCGUACAUCACGCCACGGUCCAUCCACCAACAGCUGACGAUUGAGGAAUUCGGAAAAGACUACUUGUACCUCAGCCAAGUUGCCUUUGUCAACGAUACUAAGACGGUACGGGGGUUGCGGUGGCACAGCCCCAUGCUUGACGAUAUCUCAUCAGCCAAGUCAUGGUCCAAGAUUGACGGGGGAAUGCGUCGAAUGUUUGUGGCCGAGGUGCUGGGCAAGUUGCCGGUGAUGCAGCACUUCCUGUUCGGAUCGCUGAUACCGGCAGUGCAGGUGAUGAGUGAGGACGACACAGCCGAUGGUCACGCUGAUGGAGACGAUGGCCAAGUCACCCCCGAUGCGGCUGGCCACUCAGACCACGCCCACGAUGGUACUGGCUGGGGUGAUUGCUGCGGCAUCCGAGUACCCAGCAGCAUCGCAGCUGCACAGGAGAUGAAAAAAGGAGCAAAAGGCGACAAUCUGCGGCGCAUUCCCUUUGACUGA